AUGGCUGACCAUGGACUUCCGUGGCUUUGUCCUAUCUAUGAUGAUUUAUUGACCUGCUGCUCGCUCAAAUUCGCGGCAGAUCGAUGGCUUUACCUUAAGCACAAGUACUGCAAACCAAAGCGCGGAGAAAUUAUGUCAAAGCUGGCCCAGUUAGUCGAUUGGAAGCUUGCGGAUAAGGAAAGCCUGAGGGAUGGAAUGGAUCGGUUGUCAAGGUACUAUCGAGAGUACAAGGAGCUUAGUGACACGGACCCGGAAGGGGAGUUACUGGUGAUAGCUCUUUACCUGCGAGGAACUCCUAAGAGGUACGACGCGAUCAAACAAACUGUUGAGGGUAUCGAAAUAACCCGAAACGAGGUGGUAACCCGUAUGGAAACCACGGAGUCCCGUCUUCAGAAGAACCCCCAGGAAUAUACCUCCUGUGCAAAGGAGAAGAAAAGGGGAAAGGGACCAAAGUGUCACGGCUAUGAAGAGGACUCCAAAUCUGACCAAAAGAAGGGCAAGUCCGAUAAGAGAAAGAAGAAGGAUAAGGCCAGGAAUGCAAAGGAAGCAGACGCUGAGGACUCUGGAGACGACGGAGAUAGUAACAGCACUGCAAUGCUAGUCCAAGAAAAGGCCGCCAAAUCCGAAGCCGGCUAUCUUAUCUCAAGAGCCGAACUGGUUGAAAGCGCACUGUUAUCGAACGGUGGUAAGCGCAGCGGCAACUGGGUGAUUGACACGGGAAAUCUCCAUUGUAAAUCAGUAUAG
Nannizzia gypsea CBS 118893 is the source of this 744-nucleotide messenger RNA. RefSeq lists its product as hypothetical. NCBI's taxonomy places the organism in Eukaryota, Fungi, Ascomycota, Eurotiomycetes, Onygenales, Arthrodermataceae. The transcript has a single exon. The coding region runs from base 1 to 744 and encodes 247 amino acids. The record is from RefSeq and is a predicted model, not a curated record.